ACUAUGGCGGCGCCCAUGCAGCCCACCGCGUCGCGGGCGCCCGCCGGGGUCUCCCGCGGCUGCCGCCGCCGCCUGCGCCGCCGCCUCCACCUUCCCGCCCGCGUCAGGCCGGGCGCCGCCUCCCCCCGGCAUCCCUCUCCGCUGCGGUCAUGUAGGAAAUCAUAAAUCAUGUGAAGAUGGGACUCUUGGUAUUUGUGCGCAAUCUGCUGCUAGCCCUCUGCCUUUUUCUGGUAUUGGGAUUUUUGUAUUAUUCUGCAUGGAAGCUACAUUUUCUCCAGUGGGAGGACUCCAAUUCAGUGGUUCUUUCCUUUGACUCCGCUGGACAAACACUAGGCUCAGAGUAUGAUCGGUUGGGCUUCCUCCUGAAGCUGGACUCUAAACUGCCUGCUGAGUUAGCCACCAAGUACGCCAACUUUUCAGAGGGAACUUGCAAGCCUGGCUAUGCUUCAGCUUUGAUGACCACCAUCUUUCCCCGGUUCUCCAAGCCAGCACCCAUGUUCCUGGAUGACUCCUUCCGCAAGUGGGCCAGGAUCCGGGAAUUUGUGCCGCCUUUUGGGAUCAAAGGUCAAGACAAUCUGAUCAAAGCCAUCUUGUCAGUCACCAAAGAGUACCGCCUGACCCCUGCCUUGGACAGCCUCAGCUGCCGCCGCUGCAUCAUCAUGGGCAAUGGAGGUGUCCUCGCCAACAAGUCUCUGGGGUCAAGAAUUGAUGACUAUGACAUUGUGGUCAGACUGAACUCAGCACCAGUGAAAGGCUUUGAGAAGGACGUGGGCAGCAAGACCACGCUGCGCAUCACCUACCCUGAGGGCGCCAUGCAGCGGCCUGAGCAAUACGAGCGUGAUUCUCUGUUUGUUCUCGCUGGCUUCAAGUGGCAGGACUUCAAGUGGUUGAAGUACAUCGUCCACAAGGAGAGAGUGAGCGCCUCCGAUGGCUUCUGGAAAUCUGUGGCCACUCGAGUGCCCAAGGAGCCCGCUGAGAUUCGCAUCCUCAACCCGUAUUUCAUCCAGGAGGCCGCCUUCACCCUCAUUGGACUGCCCUUCAACAACGGCCUCAUGGGCCGAGGGAACAUCCCAACUCUUGGCAGUGUGGCAGUGACCAUGGCACUCCACGGCUGUGAUGAGGUGGCAGUUGCAGGCUUUGGCUACGACAUGAGCACACCCGAUGCACCCCUGCACUACUAUGAGACCGUGCGCAUGGCAGCCAUCAAAGAGUCUUGGACGCACAAUAUUCAGCGAGAGAAAGAGUUUCUGCGGAAGCUGGUGAAAGCACGUGUCAUCACUGACCUAACCAGUGGCAUCUGAGGUGGGCCCAGCACAAGGCAGCAGAGGUCCUGGCACCACCAAAAGCAAGCAGCAGCCACCGCCACCUGUCCACCUCACUGGCCUCGGUCUGACUCUGCCUGAGAGGCACAGGAGUCUUCAGACCCAGAGAAGGACAGUGCCAAGUGGCCCCAGCAGUGGCAAGGCCUCGGCCAGGCAGCCAGAGCCAUGUCUGCUCAGAGGCCAGCCCAAGAGACCAGCAAUCAUCCUGCAUCCUUGAAGCCAGAGGGCUAGGAGGCCACUGGCAGCGCCCAGCAGGCCCAGCAUGCAGGUGGUAGGCACUAGGCCUCAAGGCUGCUGAUGGAAUCAUGUCUCCAGUCAGUGUUGGGUGUAUUAUCAUUUUGUGAAUUUGGGUCGGGGAGGGAAGGGAUAAUUUAUUUUUAAAUAAGGUUAGAGUUUAAUCCACUUGCUGUGCAGAAAAGUGCUCACUAGGGGCCCAUCAGGCAGUGGAAGCAGUGGGCUCCCUGUAGAGUAGGGAGUGCCAUGACAAACCUGUACCCUGCUCAGGACUGCAGGGAGGUGGGCAGGAUCGCAUGCCAGCCCCACCCAGCUCAUGACACUAUUUGGCCUUUCUUGGGGAUAAGAUGGGAUAUUCCCACUCACUAGCCCCUAACUGUCCCACAGGGAAACCCUGGAGCCAUUAUUUAAGCCAACAAGACAGACCCUGGGCUGGAGCAGAGAGAACUUCAGAGCUCGGGAGGUGAGGCCCGGCCCAGCCUGACGGUAAUGGCCCCCUCCCCAGCUGUAGUUGAUCCACAGGACAGUGCCCCAGGCCUGGACUGACUUGGCAGCUGUUCUGGGUUUUAGAAAUGAGACUGCCAGGUCCUUGGGUGCUGCCUUUAGCCUGAAGCAGAGAGAAGUGGCUGUGGCAGCCACCUGGGCAGCCAUCAUGGAAGCAAUAAAGCUCUUCCCUGAACCU
This is a messenger RNA of Manis javanica (Malayan pangolin), 2238 nucleotides long. RefSeq names its product ST3 beta-galactoside alpha-2,3-sialyltransferase 3 (gene ST3GAL3). The record is from RefSeq and is a predicted model, not a curated record. Lineage: Eukaryota; Metazoa; Chordata; Mammalia; Pholidota; Manidae. Gene Ontology annotation, molecular function: sialyltransferase activity.